GACGAAAAGCAAAGAACAAAUAUAAUUCCGAGACGGAGGAGAAUUGGACCGGCCGGUUAAACCGAAUUUCACCUAAUUCUUCCUAAUUCCUUUCCGGAAAAGUUACAGCACCUCGAAACGUGCUUUGAUUUCACAAGCUUACCCAGCGUCCAGCAUUCGAUCCGACAAUUCCCCGUCCUUCCAUUUCGAUACAGUGAUAAAGCCAGAUUUUGCAGAAAAUGGACAAAGCGUACUUCAUUUUUAUAUACAGUUAGAUAGAUUACUAGAUGGCAAACCGGCCUACUCGUUCAAGGAAGCAGGUGGUGGUAGCAUCUCAGCAGCCAGAAUCACAAUCAAGGGCUAAGUGGAAUCCAAACCUCACUAAUGUAUUGGUGGGGCUGAUGGUAGAGCAAGCACGGAUUGGUAACAAACAAAACAAGUUCUUUAACAAGGAAGCGUGGAAGUGCAUUUGUGAGGAGUUCCAUAAAGAAACAGGUCUGCCGUGGGACCAGGAUCAACUGAGAAGCCGGUUUACUGCCCUUAGGAAGCAGUAUGCCAUUGUAAAGUCAAUACUUGAUCAGAGUGAUUUCAAGUGGGAUGAGUCAACAGGUUCCAUCAUUGCCACAAAUGAAGCAUGGGAUGCAUACAUCGAGGAGCAUCCAGAUGCUGAGUCUCUGAGGAGUACGGGCUGCCCACUUUACACACAACUACGCAUAGUCUUUGCCGAAACCAACAAGACAAAAGGCAAACCAAACGGAUCAUCUACUACUGCUUCGAAGGAAGUGCUCAUAGUUUCACAACCUUCGUCUGCGCUUGACAACAUGCUGUCACCAUCUGGAUCCGAGGAAGAGGAUGGUGAUGAUGUAGCAGAUGAGGAAGACAAGCCUCACUCAACCAACACAUCUGCAAAAACAAGCAGCAGGAAAAAAGGGCGCAAGGGGUUUGAUGAUUUCAUUGCGAAAGCUAUAUCGGAAAUGGCUGCCGCCUCAAGACUCAGGGCAGAUGCCAUUAAAAAGUAUAAUGAGAAGUACACCAUAACCGAUUGCAUUAGAGCUUUGGAUGAAUUGGAAGAUGCUGUGGAUGACCAAGUGUAUCUGGCUGCCUUGGAGCUGUUCAGCAAUAGGAUUUCCAGAGAGAUAUUUUUGUGUCUUGGAGUUGAGAAGCGGUUGACCUGGUUGCACUGCAAACUUUUUCAGGCCAUGGAGGUUGUGGGGCCUACUCCUUCUGAUGAUUUGUAAGAUGCUCUUAGUCAAUAUUUAUUGCGAUAAUACAAGAAUAACCAUAGUUAUAUACAGGGGCGCCUAGUUUUCUCUGUCACAUAGGCUAAUAUAGAGGAUUUUUUUUUUUUGAAGUCUUUGCUUGUUACAAAGCUCUAGAUGAGAGAUCUGAACCAAUGACUUGCUUAUGGGCCUCAUUCUUUAUUAUCCUUCUAUUUCUUCAUGCCGUUUCGAAAUAUCCUCAUUCUGGAAUGGUUUCUGACUGGUCGGGUCACCCAUCUCUAACUGGGUGUAAGUGGUGUAACUUAUAAUAUCAUUCUGAUCUGGC
Messenger RNA from Cuscuta europaea, 1524 nucleotides. Lineage: Eukaryota; Viridiplantae; Streptophyta; Magnoliopsida; Solanales; Convolvulaceae. The record is from the annotation of a GenBank genome assembly.